AUGGCGAUGUGUGGUGGCAGAUUGAUCUGGCCGCAAGGAUCUCUGGGAAGGAGAUUGCAUCAUACCAAGGUAGAGCUAUCUCAGCAUGGAGUCUGCUUUCAUUGCCAAUCUAGAGUGACUGAAUCAUCACCAUGGCAACCAUCAUCUCAUGGUUACCUGGCAACUGAUACAUUGAGUAGAGUGUUAAAUGCAGUUGAUCCGGACCCGAGUAAAUUUGAAGAUACAGUGUCACAGUUAUUUGGUUUCAACUAUGUCACAGGGACUGCUUUGAUGGAUCAUACAAAACAACUGUUUUAUCUUAUGAGAUACUACCAUCCCUCCAAGGUGCCAGAGACCAAUAACAAAGAUUGUAUAUUCGUGACAAAGAUCAACAAAUUUCCCACUACACUGUUGUAUCAUAUAUCCAAAUUAAUGACUCAUAUUGGAAGCCUAGCAGUUUUACAUCAAAGAACUGUACAAAGUACAUGUGAGAAGAAUGGAUUUACUGUUACUUUCACUCUCUUCACAGAUGCUAUGAAUACUUCAGAUUUGAAAGGAUUCUGUCUUUGGAUAUUAUUACACAUAUCUCCUUUAUAUCAAUAUGAUAUACAUGGACAGCAAUCUAUGACAAAGGUUCCUAUUAAAUGUAACUGGUUAGCUGUCAAUGAUAUUUUGAAAUCGGCAAUAUCUCCACAGGCUGGUGGUUUAGAUGAAGCAAAACUUCGUUGUUAUAUAAAAUGCUGUAUUUCCUUGACUAGUAUCUGGGAACCUAAUACUAAAGUCAUUGUGCUGAUAUGGGAUCAAUUUCAUAAACGACUGAAUGAAGCAUUUCACGUGCCUGGAUUAGGAUUACAAGACUUUUCAUCAACUAAAAAGUCCAGUGCAUCUUGGUUUGAAGACUGUUUUCAUCGUUGUAUUGACAGUGAUGAUAACUAUUUUAGUGCCUUCAAUGAGAAAGGUAACAGUUUCAAACUGUUUCUGAAAUUACUUGCUGUCCAGCUGAUUAAAAGUAAAUCCAGUAAUAACAACCAAGGCUGGAAACAGAUCAAAGGAAGGUUCUAUUCUAAAUUUCAUCAAAGAGGGAUGCAGCAGCUGAGUGAAGUUGGUCUUGAACAUUUCAUUGAUUUAUUUCUUACACUCUCAAUUGUCGUGGAUACAGAAGACGUGGGAAGUAGAAUGUGCGAUCUAUUGGACAUGUUGCCUAGUAACAGAAUUAGUCAAAGAAAGAGGAUAGUCAUUUGGAAAGGUUUGUUUGCAUUGAUCUUAAUUAACGAGGACAAAUUACUAGAUAUCAAAGUGCUGGCUCACAAGUUGGUAUUACAGUUUAAUGCAGUAUGUAGAGAGUUCAGUCAAAAUUCAGAUGACUCAAAUGUACAUUAUAAAUUCUGGGAGAUAAUCAGUACUUAUCUGGAAGGCAUCCAGGAAGUAUUUGAAAGAAGUACAUACCUUCAUUUAUCAGAAGAUCAGCUGAUAGGUGAUGGAUUCAGUCAUUUGUUGCCUGUAUGUAAAGAUUAUGAACUACACUCAGCGUUGUCUUGUAUUCAAACAAUAUUACUCAGAUACAGGGCUUUGAGCAUGCGUUCAUCCAGUAAUAAUGAUGGUCCAAAUACUGCAGUGAUAAAAGAACAACAUAAAGCGAUUGCGGUUGCAUUGUGGAAGCAUGUCUACCCGUUUGUGAAGACCCGCAGCACAGCAAUGACACCCCCAGUACAGUUAGCUGAUAUUGCAGCUAAUUUCACGCUUUUAGCCAUGUCUAUGGAUGGUGAUAGCAGUGUCUCAUCACCUUCGUUUCUUACUAUGAUUCAGUACUUCGGUUUACAAAGCUCACAAGUUCAUACAAGUAUUUGCUGCCAUUACCUGUGUUCCAUCCUCACCAAUCAGACCAUAGUCACCACGUUGCAAAACAGUGUUGGUACUGACUACCAUAAACAAGUUAUUCAUGCCUGGUUUCGCUGUGCACUGCUGACUCCAAAUCCAACAGAGCAUAUGCAAGAACUGACAACUACCAAGACUGUACUGAUUCAUUUUAUCAAAGCUGUUGGAAAGAAAUUUACGAAUGCUAUGACAUUUCAAGAGAAAGUGAGUUUCCGGGAUACUGCAAAUCACUAUUUUGGUGAUAUUAUCAAAGUUAUCAACCCAGUAUUGAAGUCCACUGGACCACAGGAUGUAAUUAAUUGGAUAUAUCUUGUAUGUGGUAAUAUAGUCAAGUUUACGGCAAAGAUUAUUUAUGUACAGAGUAAACCACAGUGUCUGUUACCAAAUAUACUGGACCAUCUGAUUGUACCCCAUGUCUUGUUUAAUCCGAACAAAACUAUGCCUGGAAGUCAACUUACUGCUAUCCAAGACAACUUGCACCUGUAUUUAGAAGGAAUGGCUUUGUUGGAAUGUAAACGAGACCCUUACUUACAACGAAGAAUUAAAGACAUUGUUUGCCAGUAUUUCCUGAGAUUUCCGAUGAGAGGUAGUGCCAGUACUGGGAGCAUUGGGGCAAGCAUUGCAUGCAGUACAAACCAUCCAUUUCUUACUGCCUUACAAGAGUCAUGUACACCCAAUGCAAGUGAUGCAGCAAGAAACCUUCGUCUGUUAAUGUUGGAAUUACUUCAUAGCAAUUACUUGGUUAUCACAAACAACCAAAUAUCUCCAAAUAUUACGACCAGUCUUGUAUUUCUUAAAGAACUUUUCAGACGAACAACUGUCACUGAAGAAAUUGCAAGGAACACAUUUGUGUUGUUUAGUGCCUUAUUGGAUAUUCUAUUAGUUUGUGAUAGCUCUGCUGUCACCGCUGUGAAGAAACUAGCUGUAGGAGUACUUCAAGCCAUGUUGACUGCAUUUCAACAAGUACAUGAUAGUAGUUCUGGUGCCAGAGUGACUUUGCAGACUGAGUUGCAAGUUUUCAUCAGCAGACACUUUGGAACAUCUUACAUAUCAGUAUUACAUGUAAUGGAAGCAGUGGCUGUGUUGUACAGGAGUCUAGUGAUAGAUGUCAUGCCCAAACUAUUAGAUGAAGUUUACAACGUGGAAAGAAAACGUGGUGUUGGAACUGACAAAGCACGCAGGAAAGCAGUGUGUAAGCUACUUCACCAUCUAGGAGAUGAAGGAAAACAUUUCAUUGAAAUCAUGCAAGAGGAAGGUGACUUAUUUUGA
Messenger RNA from Saccoglossus kowalevskii, 3123 nucleotides. RefSeq names its product protein MMS22-like. Gene Ontology annotation, cellular component: nuclear replication fork. NCBI's taxonomy places the organism in Eukaryota, Metazoa, Hemichordata, Enteropneusta, Harrimaniidae. Gene Ontology annotation, biological process: double-strand break repair via homologous recombination; replication fork processing. The record is from RefSeq and is a predicted model, not a curated record.